This is a messenger RNA of Colletotrichum chrysophilum, 1707 nucleotides long. RefSeq lists its product as uncharacterized. The record is from RefSeq and is a predicted model, not a curated record. The coding region runs from base 1 to 1707 and encodes 568 amino acids. Lineage: Eukaryota; Fungi; Ascomycota; Sordariomycetes; Glomerellales; Glomerellaceae. The transcript has 4 exons.
AUGUUUAAAAAGUUGCUAUUAUACAGCCUGGGCUUUGCCCAUCUCCCAGCUCUGCACGCCGAGGCAACAGUGCCACCGACGCUGGAGCUGCCCUGGGGAGUGUACGAAGGCCAACCUAUGGCAGAUGAUCCAGAUAUUUAUCUAUUCGAGAACGUCCGUUUUGGUGCCAACCCCCCGCGUUUCGGCGCCCCAGCCUUCCCGACGUCAACAAGCACAGCCAUUCAGCCUGUCACUCCGCAAGGCGAAGACUGCCUAUUCCUUGACCUAUACGUGCCCAAGACCGUGAUUGACAAUCCCCCGCGGAAGCCUUUGCCGGUGGUCGUAUGGAUCUAUGGCGGCGCGUUCGCAUUCGGCAGCAAGAACCAGAUCGGUCCUUUGUACACCGGCCAGUCAAUCAUCGCUGCGAGCAACUACCAGACUAUAUUCGUCGCUGGUAAUUAUCGUCUCGGUGCUUAUGGCUGGCUAUCAGGAGACUUUAUGCAGAAGAAUGCUCAGCCAAACGCCGGACUGUACGACCAAGCUCUUCUGUUCGAAUGGGUACAGAAGUAUAUUAACAAGGUGUCCGGCGAUGCGUCUCAAGUCAGUGCCUGGGGCGAGUCCGCUGGUGGUGGAUCUAUUCUCCAUCAUCUUAUUCGCGAAGAUGGUGCUGUCGAUCCCACGUUCAAGACCUUUGCUGUUCAGAGCCCAGCGUUUGAAUGGGCCUGGGACAAUAGCCCGAUGGGCAAGUUGGACCAGGUCUACCAGAACUUCUCUAGUCUUGCCGGUUGUGGCUUUGCCUUCAAUCUUACCUGUUUACAGGAGUCUACGAACCUAACAGCGGCGAACCAGGCGCUUUUUGACACUGUCAAGCAAACUGGUUUGUUUCCUGUUGGACCAGCCGUGGACGACAAAUGGAUCACCACGAUUCCAACUAUUUCGUUCGCGAAUGGUAAAUAUUGGAAGUCCUCGAUUCAGUCGACGAUCAUCUCGCACGUCCUGAACGAGACUGCUUCGUUCACACCGCCUUUUGUGACCUCAGCCGACACAUUUACCGAGUUCCUCGAUGUCUUCCUCCCCGGGGCCGAGCUGGUAUCUCAACGACAAAAGAUAGCCGCCCAAUACCCCUGUACCGAAGCCCCCUAUGACGGCGACUAUCGACUCUGCAUCGCGACCGUAAUCCGCGACGCCAGCUUCACCUGCAACACCCGUGACCUGUACUCGGCAUACCCAAGCAUAUCGCACAUGAUGCGAUACGGGUUCCCGACUGCCUCGUUAGCCCGCCACGCAUCAGACUUGGUGCCCCUGUUCUCCAACUACUACAGCGAAGCUAAGGCCAUCUUGGAGAAGAACAAUGUUAGCACCCUUGAGGCUGAUGCCUAUGCUUUCCUCCUUGUCGAUAGCGACCUAGCCGAGGCAUACCAGACCUACUUCGCGUCAUUUGCGCUUUCGGGUGGAAACCCGAAUACACUUAUGAUGCCAGAGGUUCUGUUUUGGGAGCCGCCGACCUGGACCGUGGCAGAUGGUAGCGGGGACGAGCUGACCAAUGUGCUCACAGUCGGGCCGCCGGAACUGGUGUACUCUGCGUUCACGCUCGAUGUUCCCGACGACCAGAAUGCAAAGUCGGCGUGUGGUUUCUGGACUGAGAUUGCCAAGGAAAUUGUUGAAGCGCAUGAGGCAACAUAUAAAGUUGGGGAUAGAGCUAGGAGGGGAGGCUCUGACGAGCUGUGA